Purpureocillium lilacinum is the source of this 741-nucleotide messenger RNA. Lineage: Eukaryota; Fungi; Ascomycota; Sordariomycetes; Hypocreales; Ophiocordycipitaceae. The record is from RefSeq and is a predicted model, not a curated record.
AUGACGGCUGAGGAGUUUGACGUCUUGAUCUGCGGCAGCGGCUCGGCUGGCCUCUGCGCCGCCAUUUGGCUCGCCCGGUACGGCAUCCGCUUCAAGAUGCUGGAAGCAAGAGACGGGCCGCUGCGCAUCGGACAGGCAGACGGCGUGCAGUGUCGCACUGUCGAGAUCUUUGAGAGCUUGGGCAUCGCGGAUGCCCUGCUCAAGGAAUCGUACCACGUCAUGGAGAUUGCCUUUUGGUCGGCUUGUAGCAAGGAGGGCGAGGUUGGGGGUGAGCAAGGUGUCAUCCAACGAGAUUAUGUUGGGCCAGACACAGAGCCUGGGCUCAGCCACCAGCCUCAUGUCAUCCUGAACCAGGCAAGAGUCAACGAGAUUAUGAUGGACGAGGUGGUUCGGCUGAGCGGGAACCAGAACAACGUGGAAUAUGGGCGACGGGUCCGGGAUGUUACUGUUGUCAAAGAGGCAGAGGAAGAUGUCCAAGUAUCAUUGAAGCUGCCGUAUGUGAAAGUGGCCGCGGAGGACAGGCAUGGGAAGUCUCACGUAUAUCGAGCACAAUACGUUCUGGCCUGUGAUGGCGCGCACAGCACCGUACGCAAAUCCCUCGGCUUUCACAUGCAGGGCGACAGCAGCGACACCAACUGGGGCGUCAUGGAUGUCUUCGUGAACACCGACUUCCCGGAUAUCCGCAAGAAAGCCAUCAUCAAAUCCCAGUAUCACGGGGCGAAUCUAGGGUGCGGGCAAUAA